Messenger RNA from Amphiprion ocellaris (clown anemonefish), 2254 nucleotides. RefSeq names its product cilia- and flagella-associated protein 157-like. The transcript is spliced from 8 exons. The record is from RefSeq and is a predicted model, not a curated record. Bases 93 to 1319 code for a protein of 408 amino acids. Lineage: Eukaryota; Metazoa; Chordata; Actinopteri; Pomacentridae.
CAAAAAAUACCCUGAAAAUAGGCAGUAUAAGUAAAAGCCGGAACUAACUAUUUAAAACCGUAACGAUAUAGAAAAGUGACAAACACACAACUAUGGAGAGUAAAAUCGGUUCGAAGGACCAAGAAAAGUCCUUAUAUUUGGUCCAAAUUCGGUAUCUGGAGGAGCAGUUGGAGGGGUGUCAGCUUAAAUGUGACAAACUGGAGGCUCAGAAUCAGGAGCUUGUCUCUGAGUACGACGCUCUGGAGAAAGACAAGAAGAACAGCACCGAGCAUCUGAAGUGUCUGAUGAUGGCUAAGAGGAAGAAGGUGUCGGAGCUGUGGGAGGAGUUGCAGAAGCAGCAGCGAACGGCCAAACAGGACGAAGAGGCUUUAAAGCUGAAACACCAGCAGCAGAUGGAGAAGCUGCAGCAGCUCAGAGAUGAGAUGGAAUCAAAGAGGAGGAUUCAGGCAUCUAAGCUGGAGGAGCAGCUGAAGGAGGCAGAGACUUUACAGAAGCAGCUGCUCAUUGACAAGGAAGAGGAAGAAGCUGCCAUCCACCACCGGCAGGCAGAAGAAGCUCUGAAGAGGGAAAGGAUGCUGACGAGCAUUGAGAAGUUUGUGGAGGCCGUUGCAGAGGAGCAGGAGGAGUGGCGCCUCCUCCAGAGGGCGAAGGAACAACACAGCUGCCGACUGAAGCAGCUUCCCUGCCUGCAGAGUCAAGCUGAACGUCUCACAAAAGAGAGAGACGCCCUGCAAGACAAAGAGGUGGAGCUGAGCCGGGAGUUGGACGAGGUGAAGAAAGACACCCUGAAGAUGAACACUCUGAAACCCAAGCUGAACAAGGAGUUGCAGCAGAUAAAGAAGGAAUACCAGCAGCUGGUAGCAGAGAUAAGAGACGGUGAUGUGGCCCAGCAGCACACAGCAGACCAGACAGAAGGUCUCAGACAGCGCCUGAACUCGGUGUCUGAGAAGUUUGCUCAGAAAUCGUCCAAGUUGGAUCAGCUGGAGGCCGAGCUGCAGAGGGAGAGGAGCAGGAAGACGGAGCUUGAGGGCAUCAAGCAGGAAGCAGACAUCAUCCUCGGAUUCAUCCUGACGGACUUAGGAAAAGUAAUCGACACUCAGUGGAAGUUGCAGAGGCUGCUGGAGAUCCUGGAGAGCAGCGCCAUCUCCUGGAAAACAGGGUUCGGCCUCAACAACUCUCCUCAACGACGGAAACCACAGACCUCCAGACCAGUCAGGAAACUCGGCAGUUUGAGGACAUGCAGCUCGGUCGAGCCGUCUGACCCGACGCCUCAACACGCCGAUUUAGAAUCACGAGCCUCCACCUCUGCAGACCGUUGAACCAAACCAGCACAGAGAAAGAUAAGUGCUUUCAUCCCAUCGGCCAUCGUCAUAAUAAACGCUUCAGUCACUUUAAUCCUGCUUCUCCUGCGACUAGAGAUCAUAGAGUUUCUAGAUAACUGCUGAACUGCAUUUUUAAAAUAUUAGAAAUAUCCAGUUUACUAAAUGAUUAGAUUUAUUUUACAAACGUUUUAGUUAAAAAUGUCCGUUGUUAAUUCUCAGAUCCCAAACUUAAGUCAUAAAUCUGAACAAAACUCAAACAUACUUACAUACAGACAAAUUUUAAAUUACUUUAAGUUAUUUUAGACAAGUUUAGGGUCAUUUUGGACAAUUAGGCCUUUCCUUCCAUGACUUCAAAUUGGAUUAAAAAUUGUCCAAAAUAACAAAAACUUGUCCAAAAACCACUGAAAAAUGUUCAUUUUAACAAAUUUUGAGUCAUUGUGGACAAGUUUCAACUAAUUAUGGGCAGUUUUUAAUUUAUUUUGGGCAAUUCUUGGGUCAAUUUAGGUAAUUUUUUGUCGCUUUGGACAGGUUUCAAAUUAUAAUAAAACAAUUUUGCAUAAACAAUCCUCUGAUCUCCGGUGGUCAGGAGUUUGCUAGAGUUUCCAUAGAAUGAGCGUCCUGUAAUCAGCAUUAACAAUCACCAAACCACACGAAACAAAACAAGAAAAGAGAUAAAAAAUUAGACAAAAAAAUGACAAAGCAACAAAAAAUGGAAAAACAAAAAAAGAGACAAAUGACACAAACAAGACAACAGCAAGAAAGAAAACGACAAAAAAUAUACAAACACAAGCGAGACAAACGAGAAACCAAACGACAAAAACAUGAGACAAAUGAGGAAAGUCAGACAAGAAAAGACAAACAAGAAACAAAAUGAGACAAACAAAAGAGACAAAGUCAGACAAAAAAAAGUUGCAUAACAAAUUAUAUAAUCA